Messenger RNA from Lecanosticta acicola, 4356 nucleotides. NCBI's taxonomy places the organism in Eukaryota, Fungi, Ascomycota, Dothideomycetes, Mycosphaerellales, Mycosphaerellaceae. The record is from the annotation of a GenBank genome assembly.
AUGGGUAUGAGACUUGACGCGGAAGACUUCAUAUGCAGAGACGACUUGAUAUGCUGACCGCACUAAGGUGUUCCCAAAUUCUUUCGCUGGCUCUCGGAGCGUUAUCCGGCCAUAUCACAGCUCAUCGCCGAGAACCGCAUCCCCGAGUUCGACAACCUCUACCUCGACAUGAAUGGUAUCAUCCACAACUGCACUCAUAACAAUGCCGAUUCCGCGACCAAGGCCCGACUCUCCGAAGACGAGAUGUUUAUCAAGAUAUUCAACUAUAUCGAGCAUCUGUUCGGCAAGAUCAAGCCUCAGAAGCUCUUCUUCAUGGCCAUCGAUGGUGUGGCACCCCGUGCGAAAAUGAAUCAGCAGCGCUCCCGACGUUUCCGAACAGCACUCGACGCUGAGCGCGCGCGAGAUAAGGCGAUCAAGGACGGCCUCGAGCUGCCCAAGGAGGACCCAUUCGACUCGAAUUGUAUCACCCCCGGUACCGAGUUCAUGGCGCGCUUGACGCAACAGCUGAAGUACUUCAUUGCGAAGAAGGUCAGCGAGGACCUCGACUGGCAAGGCUGUGAAAUUGUUCUAUCGGGGCACGAGGUUCCAGGAGAAGGAGAACACAAGAUCAUGGAAUACAUUCGCCAGGCCAAGAGUCAGCCCGGUUACGACCCGAAUGUGCGGCAUUGUAUGUACGGUCUGGAUGCGGAUCUAAUCAUGCUGGGUCUUCUCUCUCACGAUCCCCACUUCUGCUUACUUCGUGAGGAGGUUACUUUUGGACGACAGAGCAAAGUGAAGAGCAACGAGCUGGAGCACCAGAACUUCUAUCUCAUGCAUCUUUGUAUUGUGCGCGAGUAUCUACAGCUAGAAUUCCAAGAGCUGGAGAAGCAGGAGAACUUACCUGUUCAAUUUGAUAUGGAGCGGAUCAUUGACGACUUCAUUCUUAUGGCAUUCUUCGUGGGCAACGACUUCUUGCCCAAUCUGCCACAUCUGCACAUCAACGAGGGAGCGCUGGCGCUGAUGUUCGAAGUUUACCGCAAGGUUCUGCCGAAGGCCGGCGGAUACAUCAACGACGGCGGCGUGAUCAACCUGAAGCGCCUUGUGAUGCUCUUGAAGGAGCUCGCUGGAGUGGAGUAUCGAUUUUUCGAAGCAGAAAACCAGGAUGCAAGCUGGCUCAAGGACAAGAGUUACAAACAGGAGGAUGUGAUGGCCAAGGCUAAGAAGAGAGGUGUUUCAAGCAUGACUUCCUACCAGAACGAGUUAUAUCAGAAGGUGAAGAAGUACGUCAACAGCCGCGCUGGGAACGGCAAGGAUGCCGUACUUGAUAUGCCUGAGACGCUUAAGGCGGCUGAUCGGUCCUUUGUGGAAGAAUUGGCGAACAGUCUACGGGUUCAACACGCCAGCGUGGUUGACGGUGAGGGCAAUCGUCACAUGAAAUUAUCGUUUCCUCCGCGUCCAGAAAUGGACGACGAGGACGACGACGAGGACGAAGAAGCCCAGAAUGCUCUGCUUCGUGUUUUCAAGCAGUACGAUCGGGCGAAAAUCGAAGACGUUUCUGCCUCAGAAGCGCAGCAAAAAGCCAAGGAGAAGUACGACCAAAAGUUCUACAACUGGAAGGAUAAAUAUUACACCACUAAAUUUGGGUGGGGCCUGGACAAUGAGGAAGAGAUGAAGAAGCUCGCUGAGAACUACGUUCAAGGUCUGCAGUGGGUGUUGUUCUACUACUACCGGGGUGUUGCAUCCUGGCCGUGGUACUACCAAUAUCACUACUCGCCCAUGAUCAGCGAUGUUGUCAAGGGUCUCGGCGCUAACAUGGAGUUCCAACUGGGCCAGCCCUUUCGUCCUUUCCAGCAGCUGAUGGGAGUGCUGCCAGACCGAAGCAAGUCUAUUGUUCCAAAGGUCUACUGGGACCUCAUGACCAAUCCGAACAGCCCCAUCAUCGACUUCUACCCACGAGAUUUUGAGCUCGAUAUGAAUGGAAAGAAGAUGGAAUGGGAGGCUGUCGUCAAGAUUCCGUUUAUCGAUGAAAAGCGUCUCUUGUCGGCGAUGGCGUUGAAAGACCCUUUGCUGACGGAAGACGAGCGGAGGCGUAACGAAUUUGGUGUCAGCCUCAAGUUCACCUAUGCCGCGCAGGUUGACUACACCUACCCUAGUAGUCUACCGGGGAUAUUUCCAGAUAUAGAGCACUGUCGCGUCGUGGAGAACAUCUUCGAAUUGCCCACUAUGGACGGGUUGGAGGUCUAUGUUGGCCUUAUGGAGGGUGUCAAGCUCGGUGCGGCUGCGCUGGCUGGUUUUCCAUCUCUCCGCACGUUGCCACACACUGGCCAGCUAGGCUUUCACGGUGUCAGCGUGUUUCAGCAGGAGAGUCGUAACGAGAGCAUGGUGGUUACUUUGAGCGAGGGAGAAGAGAGCGGCACUCUUGCUCACGCACGACAGCGGCUCGGAAAGGCCGUCCACAUCGGCUAUCCAUUCUUGCAGGAAGGCAAGGUCACCAGCGUGUCCGACGAGUUGAUGACAUAUCGCUUAGCGGAUCCCCAAUCACCGCCCACAGAUCACAAUAUCAUCCAAGAGCCGCAUGGGCCAAAAGGUAUUGAGGGCUGGAAGAAGAAGGCUACCCGCAUCGAAAACCAUUACAGCAAGCGCCUGGGUACGAUCAUUGGUGAUGUCGAGAGCUUGGUCCAGAUUGAGCCUCUCAUCGGACUUCGUAAGACUGAGCAGGGAGCUACUGUGAAGGAGUACGCGCCUGUUCCUGGCAUUGAGCCAGACUACGCUACACAAACAGUCGUCGACCAUGUCGUUAGCGAAGACCAGCGCUUCUUGGAGAAAGCAGCGCUGCCCAUCGAGGAGGAAUUCCCACCUGGUACUCGCGCAUUUUUCCUUGGAGACAUGGCUUAUGGUCGACCUUUGCAGGUUACUGGCCACAAGACGGGUGCUGAUGGUGUUCCCAAAGCCGAGGUUUGGGUCUCGAUGCUUAAGAAUCGUGAGCCCGAAUUCGGCUUGGACGUUGCCAUGCAAGCUGAGAGGCAAAAUCCAUACGUACCAGCUUUCCAGGUUGCGAGGCAGCUCAAUUUGCAUCCCUUGGUGCUAUCGAAGCUCACGUCGGCAUUCAAUGUCACUUCGUCCGGCCUCAAACUCAAUCUUGGUCUGAACUUGAAGUUCGAAGCUAAGAAGAUGAAGGUGCUUGGCUACAGUCGAAAGGGCGAGAGUGGGUGGGAAUACUCGCCAAAAGCGGUCGACCUGAUAAAGCAAUACAUGGUCAACUUCCCAGAGUUUGUUGCUCGUAUUGCGGCAAACCCGACUGGUGACGGCUGGGAGGAUACCGCCUUCUACCCAGAUCCGCAAGAAGCCAAGCUCAAGAUGAAGGAAAUCGGGCAAUGGCUCAAGAGCGUCGAGACCAAGUCGUUCGAGCGUGUGCCACUGGAGGCUGAGCAGUUGGACGGCGACACUGUUAUGCGAAUCGAAAAAAUGGCUGAUGCUGUCAGCAAGGCUGGCGAAGCUGAGGGCAACAUGGAGGGCAAGCAAAUUGGCGGUGUUCCACGCAGCGCCCUACUAAAGCCAUCCGACGCAGACCAGCGCACUGGCGGUCAGAGGUUCCGUCUUGGCCAUCGUGUUGUGUAUGUCCUCGAUUCAGGCCGUGUCCCUAUCGCUAUGAGGGGUACGGUCGUCGGCCUGACGAGAACUCCACGCAACGUACUGCUUGACAUUGUAUUCGAUGCAACGUUCAUGAGCGGUACUUCUUUGAAUGAUCGCUGCUCACCAUUCAGAGGCAGCACGGUUCCGUCGAACGCGGUUUUGAACAUGAGCGACAAGCAGGUGCUCGCCAUGUCGAAGGCAGCCAAGGAUCGCGCUCCCAAGUCUAAUUUUACGCCCAUUCGUGGCGGCCAUUCUGCGCUCGCCAGCGCGUACGGUAUGCCUGACGGCUCCCAGCUUGUCGCAGCUAAUGCUCCUGCACCACUGCGUGGAGGUUGGCGCGGCGCCGUGAAUGGCAGUCCGCAACAGAACGGCGCAUCUCGCGGCGGCCAGCGUGGCAGGGGUGGCGGUCUCGGAAGCCAGCAGAACAUUCCCAUGCACCCGCGCGGUGGUCGCGGAGGUCUCAACGGCGUCACUCCCAAUUUCUCGCCACGCGGAGGAGGGGGGCGUGGAGGAGGGAAUCGCGCAGGUUACACCAUCAUCGACAACAGCGAUCCUUCUGAGGGGGUCGUGCAGAGAAACCCAGCUUUCAGACCGCAGAACUACAGCAACGUCCCGCCGCCUACCCACCUGAACGAGCGAGGCGGUCGUGGACGUGGUCGUGGCGGCAGAGGAGGCGAGGGGGGUAUGAGGGGACGUGGUGGACGUGGGAACGCACCGGGCAGAGGUGAGGUCACCGCAAGCUGA